Electrophorus electricus (electric eel) is the source of this 6120-nucleotide messenger RNA. RefSeq names its product collagen, type IV, alpha 6 (gene col4a6). Gene Ontology annotation, molecular function: extracellular matrix structural constituent conferring tensile strength. Gene Ontology annotation, biological process: extracellular matrix organization. Gene Ontology annotation, cellular component: collagen type IV trimer. NCBI's taxonomy places the organism in Eukaryota, Metazoa, Chordata, Actinopteri, Gymnotiformes, Gymnotidae. The record is from RefSeq and is a predicted model, not a curated record.
CGGACUCAUACGCUGCGGGGAACCGAGAGGAGUGCGGAGUGUGUUAUCGCCACUGAAGCUCCCUCCGUCACACUCGAAGUGGAUGAACCACUUAGUGGAUUCUCCAGCGUCGAGAUUUGAAAGCCUUUGCGGUGGCUCGUAGUAAAGUGAAGAGAACGCGACAGACAACAACCGGAGUUAUCUUUGAACUUUGAACAAUGAAGUUUUGGAUUUGUGUACUUGGCAUUAUCUUGUCGGUGGAAUUUACGCAUGGGGGGACAAAGACUCAUGAGCCCUGUGCCGGGCGGGACUGUAGUUCGGGUGGAUGUCCCUGUAUCCCAUUAAAAGGCAGCAGGGGUCGCCCAGGGUCCUUAGGGUCAACAGGACCCAAUGGACCUGAGGGCUUCAGUGGGGCCCAGGGCCCUGUGGGACCUAAAGGAGAGAGAGGCCACCCAGGACGGGCAGGGUCCUCUGGACCCAAAGGAGACAGGGGUCCAAUGGGUGUUCCUGGCUUUCCGGGUACUGAUGGAGUUCCUGGUCACCCUGGCCAGGAGGGACCAGCAGGUUUUCCUGGAGUGAACGGAUGUAAUGGAACACAGGGCGAUCCCGGAAUCCCAGGUGGCUAUCCUGGGUGGGCUGGCAACCCGGGGCCCAGGGGUUUUCCUGGUCUCAAAGGGCAAAAAGGAGAACCAGUUUAUAUUCGUAAAAUCAUCUCGGCUCCACAUGGUCCUGCUGGUCCUCCUGGUGACUCUGGUCCUCCUGGUCCAGUCGGUCCGGCAGGUCCAAUUGGUCUCACUGGUUUGCCUGGCUUUCCUGGUCUACCAGGCCCUCCUGGGCCCACAGGAAACCAUGGUCAGGGUUACCAAGGAGAGACAGGAGAGAAGGGGGACGCAGGCCCGCAGGGACUCAGAGGGGUUGCUCUGUUGGGCUCACCACCUAUAAGCACUAUCAUCAACAAAGGAGAGAAGGGAGAUGUUGGCUUUGCUGGUGAAACAGGAAGACCUGGACUACCAGGUCCAGAUGGGCAAUGGGUGGAAAAUGGUGAGAGGGGAAUUCCAGGAUUACCAGGUGCACGGGGCCCUCCUGGUCUGAAUGGCCCACGUGGAGAAGACGGUUUUCACGGACCUCCUGGAAGCCCUGGCAUACCUGGGCAAGCAGGCUUUAUAGGUCCUAAAGGUGACAGAGGAGAUCCAGGUCUGCCAGGCCCUCCAUCCUUUUAUAAUGAUCUUGGAGAAUUUUUGCAAGGUCCUCCAGGUGACCCUGGUCUUGAUGGGCUUCCUGGAUACGUUGGAGAUGUGGGUCUACCAGGUUCUCCUGGACAACCGGGCCUCCCAGGGGCUGCAUCCCUCACUCCAGGUCUUCCUGGUUUACCUGGAUUCCCUGGUGGUGCUGGGCCCAAAGGAGAGAAGGGGAAUCCAGGUCGUCCGAGCUAUAGUCCUGAGGGUGAGUCUGGAAGCAUUGGUUUACCUGGACCUCAAGGCCCCCCUGGACCUCAAGGCCGAAGUAGCUCGCCUGAUCCGUUUACUGUUGAAAGAUCUGGACAACCAGGUGUGAAAGGUAGCAGAGGGCCUCCAGGAAACAGAGGUCAUAAAGGGUUUAAAGGGGAUCUUGGAGAUUGUAAUUGCUUGGGCGGAGGAACCGCAGGGGAACGGGGGCCUCCAGGGGAUCCAGGGCUCCCUGGUAUCAUAGGAGACAAUGGGCAUAAAGGAGGAGUUGGUGACCAAGGAACUCCAGGCAACCCUGGACUACAAGGACCAAGUGGUCAUCGUGGACAAAGAGGCUUUCUUGGGUCUAAAGGAGAGAAGGGAACCUCUUACUUUGCUGGAAGACGAGGACAGAAAGGUGACAGGGGUCAGUCAGGGCCUCCUGGCCCCCCUGGUGACAUCGCCAUACCUGGAAGAGAUGGUUCCCCUGGCUACCCUGGGCAACCAGGACCACCGGGAGAUGGUGGUUUUGGGGUUAUUGGAGAUAGAGGCCCGCCUGGUUUUGCUGGAAAGAAGGGUCAACCUGGUGGACAGGGUGAGCCUGGCAUUGGCUACCAAGGCCACAGGGGUGUUAGAGGCUUUCAAGGGGACCCAGGCAUCACUGGGCUUCCAGGACCACCAGGACUGCGAGGGCCGUCAGGUGACAGCUGUGGGCGGGCAGGGCUUUAUGACGCCUCUUUCGGAGAGGGAGGACAGACACUACCCUGCAUAAUCCAAGGGGAACCUGGGAAUCCAGGAUUCCUUGGACAACCAGGAGUUCCAGGUUCUAAGGGUAAUUCCGGUCCCAAGGGAUUAAAAGGACAUCCAGGGUUUGACGGGUUAAAGGGUGAAAAAGGAGACCCAGGCAUUGGAGGUUUACCAGGACCACGAGGUUUCCCUGGACAACGAGGAGAUCCAGGUUUGCCAGGUUCCCCAGGCAUUGGUCUCCCUGGGCCUCCAGGUAAAGCUGGACACCCUGGGCUUCCGGGACGAAAAGGUGAACAUGGCGAGGCUUUUGGGGCUGUUGCAGGAGCCCCAGGAAUUUCAGGGCGUUUCGGAGAGCCGGGAAACAAGGGUCAACAGGGCACUCCUGGAUUACCAGGUGGAAGUGGUUUUGAUGGACACACAGGUAUCCCUGGUGUGAAGGGUGCGAAAGGCAUAACUGGUCCCCCAGGCCCCGCAGGACUGCCAGGUUCAGUGGUUCCUCCCUCUCCUGGAGUGACCGGCGCUCGAGGACCACCUGGCAACCCUGGACCCCAUGGAGCUGCAGGUUUUCCAGGGCUCAAAGGCUCAAAUGGAGAUGCAGGACGCCCAGCCCUUGCUGGAAAGAAGGGCCCUCCUGGCCUGCCUGGACGUCCAGGAUCACAGGGGUCCGUGGGACUCCCUGGAGCCCCUGGCCCAAUACGUAGUGGAAUCCCAGGAAGUCCAGGGAAGAAAGGAGAAAAGGGUCUCCCUGGGUUCGUGGGAUUUCAUGGAACACCUGGACGCCCUGGAGGGCCUGGACUGCCUGGGAGUAAAGGAAUGCCUGGAUUCCCAGGAAAAGAUGGUGCACCUGGGAGUAGAGGAGGAUGGGGACCCAAAGGGGACUCUGGACAACCAGGCAAAUCAGGACACCCCUCUCCAUUUGGUUUAAUGCAGAAAGGUGAACGAGGUGCUCCCGGAGCUCUUGGCCUGUCAGGGUUUACAGGACAGAGAGGUGAUAAGGGAUUUCCAGGGACGUCUGGUCAUCAGGGCUUACCUGGUCUGCCAGGACCUCCUUCCCAAACCAAAGGCUUCAGGGGUGAUCCAGGAUUACCAGGGCUCCCAGGUCCUCCUGGCUCUAUAGGGACUAGAGGAUCACCUGGUCUUUUGGGUUUCACUGGUAUGCCAGGCCCCAGAGGUGAUGAUGGAGCUUCAGGUUUGCCUGGAUUGCCUGGUAGUCCAGGACUGCCUGGUAACAAAGGUGAGAAGGGCAUGUCCACUGGAACACAUGGGAGCCCUGGAGCAAAAGGACUGGUAGGAGGCCCUGGAUUCCCUGGUGGCCAAGGUGUUGCUGGUGAUCAAGGUGCUCCUGGUUUCCCUGGAGGUUCUGGUUUUCCUGGGCAGAAAGGUGUACCAGGAGAUAAAGGAAAGCCAGGACUCAGUGGUUUGGCUGGGCGUCCUGGUGGUAGAGGUUUCAAUGGUUACCCAGGACAGAAGGGACGGAAUGGUGAGCUCGGGCGUGCUGGAUUUACAGGCUGGCCAGGACAAAAGGGUUUACCUGGCUCACCUGGUUUAGAUGGACUCAAUGGACUUCCAGGACCCAAAGGUCAACUAGGAGUACCUGGUGUGCCGGAGAGUGGUAGACCUGGAAACCCUGGAAUAAAGGGUCUGAAGGGAGAACAAGGCUCAUCAUGGCCUGGAUUGCCAGGACUUCCUGGAGAAAAGGGGACCAGAGGAGAGAGUGGUUUCCCGGGUCAGCCAGGUUCCCCGGGUGCUCCAGGCCCUCGUGGACCACUUGGUUCUUCUGGUUUCCCAGGACCUCUGGGAGACCCUGGUCUUCCAGGAUUGGAUGGUGAACAAGGUUUACCUGGCCCCUCUGGUCCUCCUGGUCCAGUUGGUCCUGGAACAGUCCAGGGUGAUAGAGGAGAUGAUGGGGUCCCUGGUUUCCCUGGAAUACCUGGAAAACGUGGUGAAACUGGAAUUCAGGGAGGAACUGGUGAACAAGGAAGCUCUGGACUCAAAGGAGCAAGAGGUGAUCCUGGAAUAAGUGGGCUACCAGGACUGCCAGGUGUCACAGGGGACCAAGGGUAUUAUGGUAACAAAGGACCAAAAGGAUUAAAAGGUGAGCCUGGUCAGAAAGGACUGCCAGGAAUUGCUUUGCCACCAAAGAUUGUGGAAAUGCCAGUUGGGCUUCCUGGACUGCAGGGUACUGUUGGCCCCACUGGUUUGGUAGGACCACCUGGCCAGAAUGGGUUUUCUGGACGUCCAGGUCUAAAAGGAAAGGCUGGAUUGUUUGGGAAGCCUGGUCACACUGGACCUGCUGGAGCUCCAGGACUUACUGGAGACCCUGGACACCUGGGAUUUCCUGGACGUUCAGGCAACCAUGGUGUUCCUGGUAGGCGGGGUCUGCCAGGUGUCCCAGGUCUGCCCACACGCAGCAUUGCCGUUGGCUAUAUUCUGGUGAAGCACAGCCAGUCCAGCCAUGUGCCCAUGUGCCCUCAGGGUAUGGCAAAGAUGUGGGAUGGCUACAGCCUGCUUUAUGUGGAGGGUCAGGAGAAGGCCCACAACCAGGACCUAGGAUUGGCUGGCUCCUGUCUGCCUCGCUUCAACACCAUACCCUUCCUGUACUGCACUCCCAGUGACCUCUGUUACUAUGCCAGCCGCAAUGAUAAAUCCUACUGGCUGUCAACCACAGCACCAAUUCCCAUGAUGCCAGUGGCGGAGCAGCAGAUCACACAGUACAUUAGCCGUUGCUCAGUGUGCGAAGCCCCUGCUCUGGCAGUGGCUGUCCAUAGCCAAGACACCACCAUCCCCACCUGCCCACAUGGGUGGAGAAGCUUAUGGAUUGGUUACUCCUUCCUUAUGCACACAGCCGCGGGUGCGGAGGGCGGGGGCCAGUCACUGAUGUCUCCUGGCUCCUGCCUGGAGGACUUCCGUGCCACACCCUUCAUCGAGUGCAAUGGGGCCAGAGGUACCUGCUUCUUCUUCAACAACAAGCACAGCUUCUGGCUGACCACAGUGGAGGAGGAGGGGCAGUUCGUGCAUGGCCCCAACCCUGAGACACUGAAGGGAGAGCAGUACCGCUCCCGCAUUAGCCGGUGCCAGGUCUGCAUGAAGGUCCUGUAGCCUGUGCAGAGGGACUUGAACAGAAGGAGUGGAAGAGGAGUAGAGUGAGGGAGGGAGAUGAGGAGAGGAGUGUGUCCACUAUAUAGGAAACAAAUGGACUGACCAACUUCUUUCAUGCCCUUACUACCAAGCAAUGCCAUGAAACAUGGGGCUCCAGCUUAAAGGAGCUGAGAUGGGGUGAAGUUGGAUUUCUUUUCCCUUAUUUAUCAACAGUGGUGCUUCAUAAAACAUUGAUUUUUAUUUACAUUCUUUUUUUUGGUACUAUUGUUUAUAUUUCCUGUCAUGGUUUGUCUCACACUCUCCGAGGUAGCCGUAAAUAUGUAUCCUCACUCCCCCGGGGGCAGUGCUGAACCCCAAAGUUAUGACUCCAGUUAUAAAGUAACAUAAAGCAAAAUCUUCAGACUCAGCUGGUGACAGGUGUGCUGGUCUCCACUGCAAAUGCCUAUUAGAAAGAUAUUUUGAUGUUUUUUUUACUAACAUUGCCAACAACUCUCUCUCUCCCAGCACUUUUAGAAUUUAUAUGAAUGAGUAAGACACUGCCCAGUGGUUAACACUUAUAAUUACAAUUCUGUCUAAACCCAUACAUGUUUACUCUUAAUGUAUUGCACUGAAGUGAAUAUCUGGGGGAAAUGUAAUAGAGUUCCCUGAUGUGGCUCCUUUUGCUGCUGAUCUGUGACAUCUUUGGCUUUGGCACCUACACACACUCAUUCUCACGUUUUACCUCCAACAAGAACCUUGAUAAAUAUCAUCACAUACCAUUUCUCCCUCUUUGAUUGACUGACUCUUAGCCCAACACUGACUAAUGCAUCUCAUCCUCCUUAGAUAUUAUUGUUAUUGUGAUGUGAUAUGAAAAAUGAUAUGAUCGUUUUUG